Molecule: messenger RNA, 913 nt
Organism: Punica granatum (pomegranate)
Lineage: Eukaryota; Viridiplantae; Streptophyta; Magnoliopsida; Myrtales; Lythraceae
Source: RefSeq, a predicted model, not a curated record
AGAGAGAGAGAGAGAGAGAGAUAGCACCGUGUACAAAUUUCUUUCUUGUUUAGCCUUUGCUUGCUUUCUAUUGAGUGGGGGUCUAGGCUUUGGGGAAGCCAUGGAAAUCAAGGUCCAUGGGAUGGGGAUGUCCACGUGCUGCGCACGUGUCCUGCUAUGCCUAGAAGAGAAGGGUCUCGACUAUGAGGUCGUCCCACUCGAUUUGACCGCAGGGGCUCACAAACAACAACCUCAUCUCUCCCUCAACCCGUUUGGACAGAUCCCGGCGUUCGAAGAUGGAAAUGUCACUCUCUUUGAAUCGAGGGCGAUCAACCGCUACUUAGCGCGGAAAUAUGAGGCCGCCGGGACAGACCUCCUCCGAUCGGGAAGCCUCGUGGAGUCUGCUGUAGUGGAUACAUGGAUGGAAGUUGAAGCCCACCAGUUUAACGGCCCGAUCUACAAGAUCAUCCGCCAGAUGAUCGUGAACCCUAUUUAUGGCCUGCCCAUUGUCGAGGAGGUCGUCGAAGCCGCAGCCCAGAACCUAGGGAAGGUCCUAGACGUUUACGAGGAGAGGCUGGGCACUCACAAAUACCUGGCCGGUGAGAACUACACCAUGGCUGACCUUAACCACAUCCCAUACCUGGUGUACAUGAUGAGGACCGACCGGGCGAUUAUCGUGAACUCCCGACCCAGGGUGAAGGCCUGGUGGGAAGAUAUCUCGUCCCGACCUGCGACCUUGAAAGUCAUCGAAAGCAUGAUGCCAGCUUGAGCUCUGUGUCGUAGGCAAAAAUUAGAGCGAAGAUAUGGUUUCUGAUUAUGAGAGACAACAAUAGGUUUUUCUUUUUCAGAAUAAACCCGACUAAAUAAAUAUAUUACAGUGAUAUUCGCCCUAAAUUUAUAUUAAGACGUUUUGGGAUUUUAUUCUCAUCACUGU